UGUGAUAAGUGGCUACUAUCAAUUAUUGCGGACGAUAAUUAUACAUUGAUUACCUAUAUAAGAGGAAAACUUAUCAUUUGUGAUUUGUUGUACAAUAAAACUCUCAGUUACAAUGCGAGUAAUCAUUGCGAUUGCGCUAUUGUCAGUGGCAUAUGCCCUGCCGGCCCCGGACGCACCCACCUUCGACUUCAGGAGUCUGUUCGCGCCACAGGAUGCCGACCUGAGCCAAGACUCCGCCACCGCCGUACACUUUGUCGAUUCCCCAUUGAACGAGGAUGAUGGUAGCGCUGUUCACUUCGUUGAUUCACCACAAGAAGACAUAGAUAAUGGCCAUGUCAUUCGCUCAGCUGGCAACUUUGAAGAAAUCGGUGAAGAUGACAACAUUGUUCGAUUUGUUGACGCACCGACCAACGAAGACGCCAACGAUGGCGUAGCUAUCGAUUUCGUCGACUCGCCAGUGGAAUCAAACAUUGACGAUUCAAAUAUGGCUCGGUUCGCAGACAAUGGUAUUGCCGUUAACUUCGUCGACUCUCCUAUUGAACAGGCUGAUGAUGGAAGCGCAGUUCAUUUCGUCGACAACGUAGAGACAGCCGCCGAGGACGGCACGAUAUCCGCGUUUGCUGGUAUGCCUCUAAACGAGGAAGCACAUGACGAUGGUACCUCAAUUAACUUCGUUAAUUCCCCAAUGAAUGAAAUCUUAGAAGCCGGCGCAGCUGAUAUUAUUUUAAUCGGACACGUUUUUGAACCCAUCGCAGCUCCAGAAUUGGAGACCAUCAAUGUCGAUGUCCCCGAAGAUUUUUACAACGUACACUACCCCGGCAAGAUUUACGACAACCCUAUGCUUCGCUAAUUCCGCAAUGUUUAGCAAAAUAACAUCUUGUGACACUAUCAUUUGAUGAUAGCUAUGAAAUUAAAUUAUGAUUUUGUAAUUUUUUA
Papilio polytes (common Mormon) is the source of this 936-nucleotide messenger RNA. RefSeq lists its product as uncharacterized. Lineage: Eukaryota; Metazoa; Arthropoda; Insecta; Lepidoptera; Papilionidae. The transcript is spliced from 2 exons. Bases 113 to 850 code for a protein of 245 amino acids. The record is from RefSeq and is a predicted model, not a curated record.